AUGAUCGAGCAGCAAGCAAGGAGCUCCUACGCAAGGCCUGCUAUCAUAGAUCAAAGCUUCGAAUUUUCGAAUGAUAAGGUAAAUCCGCCACCAUCACCGCCUAAGGAGCAGCUCCCAGUGGCACCUCCUCCUCCGCCUCCACCAGGACCAAUAGAUCCACCUCCACCAAGUGCACUGCCUCCAGUUUUACCUCCACCUCCUGACAGCGGUAGUACUGUUCCUGGAAGUGGAAUCGAUGGCCCAAUAGAGCCCUUCCCAACAACGACACAGGGGCCUAUCGGCACUAGCGUCGGACAAAUACCGCCAAGCACAUCUGUGGACAGUGGAAACAAUGAUGGGAAUCCUGUUCUAUUUGGAGUCGAUAUUAGCCAGGGUAAUGUCCCAGUCCCAGGCGGAACGUUUUCUACUGCAUCCCCACCUUUCAUAGGCGUGGAUCCCAAUGUACCGACACCACCUCCACCACCACCUCCACCUCCUCCUUUCGAGACGACACCGUUCAGUCAAUCAAGCACUCCGAACCCCUUUGAUGGUAGUCCUGACCUUCCACCUGAAGACAAGACAACUGUCGAUAUUAUUACGAGUAUAAUGGCCACAGCUAGUCCCUCAGUUUCGAUGACGUUUCCUCCUCCAUUCGAAACCUCGACUCCAUUUUUCGUUGAUGCUGAGCAAUCCUCAACAAUUCCUUCUUCCCUUGGAUCCACUGGAUUCACGCAGGGAUCUACUACUGCAACCGACAGUCAGGGAAGGACCAUUAUUCCAGUUGAUUUUGUACCUACAGAGGUUCCAGCUGCAACUGCUGAACCGGACGAGGACCCUGAUGAUUUUCGCAGUUUUCUCGCUCCAAAUGGUACGGUAAUUCUACGAUCACCGCCGCUUCCAAAGGAUGUCGCCGAAAAGCUAAAACUGCUUGGAUUCAGCGAGCUGAAGAAGGCUUGA
This is a messenger RNA of Cylicostephanus goldi, 936 nucleotides long. NCBI's taxonomy places the organism in Eukaryota, Metazoa, Nematoda, Chromadorea, Rhabditida, Strongylidae. The record is from the annotation of a GenBank genome assembly.